AUGCUUUUUAUCCUCCUGCAACAUUCGUAUGACCUAUCGUUAUUCUCCACCCCCACCCUUUCGAUAUUAUUCUUUUUGACUGUCCAUCGUUGUCAAGCCGCCAAAGUGGAGAGUGUGGUUGCAGAGGGGGGUGCUUCUCGUUUCAGUGCUUCUACGGGAGGAGGAGGUCGGGCUGCGUCUCAGCAGUAUCCCAAGACUGUCGGCAACAGCGAGUUCCUGGGGAAAACCCCAGGGUCUAGCGUUCAGAGAUGGGUUCCUUCACGAAGCACUAGACGAGAUGUCAGCUCCUCCAAUGAAAAAGAACGCCAGGAUGCAAUCUUCAGAAAAGUGAGAGGCAUACUUAAUAAACUGACCCCUGAUAAGUUUGACAAGCUAUGCCUUGAGCUUCUGAAUGUGGGCGUGGAUUCAAAGCUCGUCCUCAAAGGAAUUAUCUUGCUGAUUGUAGACAAAGCCCUUGAAGAGCCCAAGUAUAGCUCGCUAUAUGCUCAGCUAUGUCUGCGUCUUGCAGAGGAUGCUCCGAACUUUGAUAACCCAGCUGAGAUCCAGUCAUCACAAAAGCAGAGCACUACAUUCAGGAGACUUCUGAUAUCAAAGCUUCAAGAUGAGUUUGAAAACCGCACCAGAAACGUUGAAAUCUAUGACAAAAGCGAUAGCCCUCUUACCUCUGAAGAAGAGGAACAGCGUGCUAUUGCUAAGAUCAAGAUGCUGGGCAACAUCAAAUUCAUUGGGGAACUUGGCAAACUUGAUCUUAUUCACGAGUCUAUCCUUCAUAAAUGCAUCAAAACACUUCUGGAAAAGAAGAAAAGAAUCCAACUUAAGGAUAUGGGGGAGGAUUUGGAGUGCCUCUGUCAGAUAAUGAGAACUGUCGGGCCCAGACUUGAUCAUAAUAAAGCCAAGUCCUUAAUGGAUCAGUACUUUACCCGCAUGCGAUCCUUAAUGAACAACAAGGAUUUGCCUGCUAGGAUUCGUUUCCUGCUGCAGGAUACUGUAGAGUUACGAGAGAACAACUGGGUGCCUAGGAAAGCUUUUCUUGACAAUGGACCUAAGACCAUCAAUCAGAUUCGUCAGGAUGCAGUAAAGGAUUUAGGCAUGUUCAUUCCAGCUAUGAACUCCGGAUUGAGGACUGACUUUUUUCAAGAAAACACCUUCAUACCAACACGAAUAAGCAGAGAGGCUCUCGGGGGAUUGGCUGAUAUGUUUGGACAAAUGCCAGGUAGUGGGAUUGGUACUGGGCCUGGAGUUAUUCAAGACCGGUAUUCCCCCACAAUGGGGCGUCAUCGUACUAACCCGCUCUUCAACGGUCAUAGUGGCCACAUGGCUCCUGCUCCCCAGUCUCAGUUUGACAAGCCUUUUAUGAAAACCAACCAGGGGCAGAACAUGCUGUUCCAGAACCAGACUCAACAGCAAGCUCAGUCUAAAGAUUUGCCACCACGCUUCAAGAAAGGACAGCUUAAUGCUGAUGAGAUUAGCUUGAGACCAGCUCAGUCAUUUCUUCUGAACAAAUCCCAAGUGCCAAAGCUGCAGCCACAGAUCCCCACCAUGAUUCCUCACAGCGCGCAGCCUCCUCGAACAUCCACUCCUCCGCUCGGACAGCCUCCACAGCUUGGCCUUAAAACAAAUCCACCUCCUAUUCAAGAAAAACCACAGAAGACCAGCAAGAAACCACCACCUGCCAAAGAGGACUUGCUCAAAAUGACUGAGACGGUCAUUAAGGACUACCUUAGCAGCAAGAACAUCAGCAAUGCUGUGACUGGAGUGAGGGAGAUGAGAGCACCUAAACAUUUUCUGCCAGAGAUGUUGAGUAAGAUCAUCGUGUGCUCAUUAGACAGCUCGGAUGAAGACAAAGAACAUGUCAGCACGCUGCUGAAUACACUUCGUACCGAGGGGCUGAUCACAGGGGAGAACUUCAUACAGGCUUUCCUUACCAUUUUGGACCAGUGUCCUAAACUUGAGGGGGACAUUCCGCUGGUGAAGUCCUAUCUGGCUCAGUUUGCAGCCCGUGCCAUUAUUGCGGAGCUCAUGAGCAUUGCAGAUUUGGCCCAUCCUCUGGAGAACGGCACACACUUCCCUCUUUUCUUGCUCUGUCUUCAGCAAACAGCUAAGCUGAAGGAUAAGGAGUGGCUCACUGACCUGUUCCAGCAAAGCAAGGUCAACAUGCAGAUGAUGCUGCCAGAAAUAGACCAAAACAAAGAUCGCAUGUUGGAAAUUCUGGAGGGGAAGGGCCUGAGCUUCCUCUUUCCUCUCAUGAAACUGGAGAAGGAGCUGCUGAAACAGAUUGAAGCAGACCCAUCACCCCAGUCUAUCUAUAAGUGGAUCAAGGACAACAUCUCUCCCAAGCUUCACAUCGACAGGGGGUUUGUCAACAUUCUGAUGACUAGCUUUUUGCAGUACAUUUGCCAUGAGAUGUAUCCCACCAACUCAGAAGAACAGUUAUCAUCACCCAGUAAAGAACAGAUUGACCAGGAGAAACAACUACUGCUGGCCUUUAAACCGGUGAUGCAGAAGUUCCUGCAUGAUCACGUGGACCUGCAGGUCAGCGCCCUGUACGCGCUCCAAGUGCACUGCAACACCAGUGCUUUCCCCAAAGGAAUGUUGCUGCGUUACUUCGUCAACUUUUAUGACAUGGAAAUAAUUGAAGAAGAAGCCUUCCUCUCAUGGAAAGAAGAUAUUGCUCAAGAGUUUACUGGCAAAGGAAAAGCCUUGUUCCAGGUGAACCAGUGGCUAACCUGGUUGGAGACGGCUGAAGAAGAGGAGUCUGAGGAAGAGGCUGACUGAGAAACCAGCCAAAGCCUUACAUGGUAGUCAUCGUGCUUUUCUGCUCAACCCACUGCCAUCCUUUUGUUUUACCCUAUGCCUCAUUUCCCUGCAUUCCACAGUGUUCUAUGCACCCCUCAUCACCUCAUCAUUUAAAGCAUGUAAUGAUUUGCUAUGUUUGAAACACUCAAGAAAUGGUAUUGGCGACGUGAAACCCACUCGUUUUGCUUUUAAAACCUCUUCCGAACGUAUUCACAAGAACACGUACUGCUGCUCUCUAACAACCGUAGAAACGCACUUUGUGCUCAGUGUCAUGAGUCGUUGCAAUAUGCUCCAUCGAUUGUUACAAAGAAUCCUUUACUGUAAUCAUCGGAAACCGGACAUUUUAAGUGGUUAGUGCUUCUACCUCUGUAGUGAAUUUAGUACACCUGGUUGAAUUCAGUCCCUUCUAACCUGCACGGUCUUGAAGUCCAGAUUGAAAACCACAACCUCGGGUUACUACUUCCGCUCUGAUCGGAUUGCGACGAACGAAAAGCCAUGUGAGAAAUUCUACAGCCUUUUUAAUCCACCCACUGUUGUCCCCCUCCGUUCUUUGUCCAACUUUGAUACUUGAAUUUUUCUUAACAGCAUGUUCAGGGAUUACCAAACAUGGCCUGUUUAGAUGCAGCGACAUUUUGAGUGAAACAGCCUUGUGUUAAUGGUCGUUUUUAAAUGGAAAACUUUUAAUUGGUGAAAUAAAGAUGAAUACACAAUUGGAAUUGUAGUCGACUGUGCAACCACUCUGCUUACAAAACCCAAAUUUGUUUGCCAUAAUAUCUAAUAUAGAUAUUUAUUGAACUAUCAUGAAAAACAACUGAUGCUUUAUCUUUAGGUAGAACAAUAAAAUGGAUGCACGUGGUAUACGCUAUUUAAAGUGUUACUGUAUGAUGUAAGAGCUCUGAAUGUUCUGUGUACCACUUGCUUAAGUUUCAAUAAAGUUACACACCAGGAUUAA
Molecule: messenger RNA, 3748 nt
Organism: Trichomycterus rosablanca
Lineage: Eukaryota; Metazoa; Chordata; Actinopteri; Siluriformes; Trichomycteridae
Gene: eif4g2a
Product: eukaryotic translation initiation factor 4, gamma 2a
Exons: 21
Coding region: 1-2775 (924 amino acids)
Cellular component (GO): eukaryotic translation initiation factor 4F complex
Molecular function (GO): protein binding; mRNA binding; translation initiation factor activity
Source: RefSeq, a predicted model, not a curated record